AGCAUUAUGUGGGAUAUCCGAUGCUGAAUCUUAUCUAUCCUCUAUCUUUCCUGUACAGAUUCUUAAAACACGCAUCAGCAUGUAACGCUCUGAAAACAGGGGAAUGAAGGGUUAAAGGGUUAAACUCUGGACGGAUAGGGUGGAGCUGGACUUUAAUAUCACAUCUGGGACUGAGCCUUCAAUUACAAUGGAGACCAUGUUAUGCAACGAGAACAGAGAGGAAGGAAAAUAUUUGGCUUGUCUGGGAAAAAUUACAGCAGGACAAGAGAAAAGUGUCAGAAAUACAGCAGAGAAACCAGCAGUGAUCAGCAUGUCAGUUGAUGCAGACAAGAUGGAUUUACCUUCUCGACCAGAAGUGUUUGAUUUCCAUGGAGUCUCAAUGACCCACUAUUUCACAGACAACUGGGAGAACAUCCAAAACUUUCAGGCCAGGCCAGACGAUAUACUUAUCGCAACAUACCCCAAAGCAGGAACCACCUGGGUCUCCUACAUCCUUGACCUGUUGUAUUUUGGUCAGACAUCUCCAGAGCGUCAGACAUCCAUCCCAAUUUAUAACAGAGUGCCGUUCUUGGAGAUCACCAUCCCUUCUUUGGAUUCAGGAAAAGACCUGGUGGACAAGCUCCCCACCUCUCCUCGCCUCAUUAAAACCCAUUUUCCAGUCCAGUUUGUGCCAAAGUCCUUUUGGGAGCAAAACUGCAGGAUAGUCUACGUGGCCCGCAAUGCCAAAGACAACGUGGUCUCUUAUUUUCACUUUGAUCGCAUGAACAUGGUGCAGCCAGAGCCUGGAGACUGGAGCAGCUACCUCCACAGAUUCAUGGAGGGAAAGAUGGUGUUUGGAUCCUGGUAUGACCACGUGAACGGCUGGUGGAAGAAGAAGCAGACUUAUUCAAAACUCCAUUACAUGUUCUACGAAGAUCUGAUUGAGGAUACUGGACGGGAAAUAGACAAACUCUGUUGCUUUCUUGGUUUGUCUCCUUCAGUCGAGGAGAAGAAAAGAAUUACAGGCGGAGUGCAGUUUGAUAAUAUGAAAAAGAACAACAUGGCCAACUAUUCUACGCUCCCAGUUAUGGAUUUCAAAAUUUCUCCUUUCAUGAGAAAAGGGAAGGUUGGUGACUGGAAGAACCAUUUCACUGUGGCCCAGAGUGAACAGUUUGAUGAAGACUACAAGAAAAAGAUGAAGGACCCCACACUUCAAUUCCGCACUGAAAUUUGAACAUGACUGGACAUGGCUGUGUAUAUGUGGCGAUGGGUCCAUGACUGGCUGGACAUGUGGCAUUUCUGUGAAAAAAUGUGACAGCAAAGGUGGGGAGUGUGUCUUCAUGCUAAUUUCAUAUGAAUUAAGGCCGUGAACUAGCACAUGAAGCACAAUGUCUUCAUGUCACCUUCAUGUCUAAAGGUGAAUAUGUCUUUCAUAUCGACAAUACAUGUGUAGAAAACUGAAAAAUUAACCAAUAAUGUAAUUAAGCAAAAAACCUUAAUGAUGUAGGCUUUAAGUUAGUUAGUUAUGUGUAAUUUAAGAGCAGCUGUAUGACUACACCAUUUACACGGAUUAGUGUGAUCAGUAAAAUUAUAUAUAUUUGCAAUAAAACAAUAAGCUCAUUCA
Molecule: messenger RNA, 1603 nt
Organism: Siniperca chuatsi (mandarin fish)
Lineage: Eukaryota; Metazoa; Chordata; Actinopteri; Centrarchiformes; Sinipercidae
Product: cytosolic sulfotransferase 3-like
Exons: 8
Coding region: 188-1213 (341 amino acids)
Biological process (GO): sulfation
Cellular component (GO): cytoplasm
Molecular function (GO): sulfotransferase activity
Source: RefSeq, a predicted model, not a curated record